Messenger RNA from Dimorphilus gyrociliatus, 2580 nucleotides. NCBI's taxonomy places the organism in Eukaryota, Metazoa, Annelida, Polychaeta, Dinophilidae. The record is from the annotation of a GenBank genome assembly.
UAUAUAUAUAUAUUUAUAUGUUUAUAUAUGUAUAUGCAUGUAUUGUACAUAGCGUAAAGAAACCAAAAACACUCCGCACUUAUAUGUAAAUACACCCCUUCUUUCUUAUAAGCUUAUUUCCAAUAUAAACUGCAAGAAGUUUUAGGCUUGAAACCCUUACAUCUUAACAUAAUACCAGCUAUGUUAUAUUGCAUGUUCCUAACUUGUUCGUUAUAAAGAUAUCUAACUCUGCACAGUGAUAUCUUAACAUGCACUUUCUUAUAAUUAAAGAGUUAUCUCUUGUUUUUUGAGGUAAAAGCUUAAAAGAGGGUGUUUUUUUAUUUAUCAAAUUCACCUCGACUGUUUAAUUUAAUUGUGCAAAAUUUAUACUCAACAGCAUUGAAAGCCGCUGUUCUUAUUCAAAAAUGGUAUAGACGAUAUCAAGCGAAAUUGGAGGUUAGGAGAAGAUGCACCUGGAAUAUUUUUCAAACUAUAGAAUACUCAGGAGAGCAAAAUCAACUAAAGCUUUAUAACUUCUUUAUUGAUCUUAUUGCGCAUAUGCCGAAAGAUGGUAAUAGCAAUGGGAAACACUUCUUAAUUGGUCAUUCGCCCAAACCGUCAAACGAUGAUGAUGCAGCUCUAGUAGAUGAAACCAAUCCAGAAGAUAUUAAUGUUCCGCAGUCUUAUAGAGGUCCUCGACUAUCAGUUCCAUUGAAUUUAAAUCAAGUUCACUCCCUUAUAAACGCCUUUAAGAAAAAGCAGCAACUGCACGCUAAAUAUGUACUUCUUGUUCUGCAUGAAGCCAGGAAAAUACUUAUUAAACGCCCAACAGUUCAGCAUGCAUCCACAGCAAUAUCCAAACAAAUAACUAUUUGUGGGGAUUUACAUGGAAAAAUUGACGACUUAUUCAUCGUCUUUUAUAAGAAUAACCCACCAGCUGUGGAUAAUCCUUAUGUAUUUAACGGAGAUUUCGUUGACAGAGGCCAAUAUUCAGUGGAAAUAUCCGUCCUACUAUUCGCUUUCCUUGUUAUUUUUCCUAAUGAAAUAUACAUAAAUCGCGGCAAUCAUGAAGAUAAUAUAGUUAACAUGAGAUAUGGCUUCAUUAAGGAAAUUAUGAACAAGUAUAAAGAACAUGCAACCAAAAUAAUACAAUUGUUUAGCGACGUGUUUAGUUGGUUACCUCUCGCUACCGUGAUUGACGAUAAAGUUCUGGUUGCUCAUGGUGGUAUUUCCGAUAGGACUGAUUUGGAAUAUUUGGCAAAUAUCGACAGACAUAAAUAUAUUUCCGCUCUUCGACCUCCAACCUAUAGCGGGGGUCAAUACGAUCCAAGAGCUGGCGAUUCUGAUAUUGAUGAACAAGUAGAUGUUAAAGAAUGGAGACAAAUUUUAGAUAUACUAUGGAGUGAUCCCAGGCCGAAUAUGGGAUGUGCACCUAAUGCUUUUAGGGGUGGAGGUGUUUAUUGGGGUCCUGAUAUAACAAAAAUGAUCCUGGAAAAACAUGACAUGGAAUUGUUAAUUCGAUCCCAUGAAUGUAAACCGGAAGGAUAUGAAUUCGCUCAUGGAAACAAAGUACUCACAAUUUUCUCUGCUUCAAAUUACUAUGAAGAGGGAAGUAACAAGGGAGCCUAUAUAAAAAUGGGCACAAAUCACAAACCCGAACUCUUUCAAUUUACAUCCGGCAAAGCACACGCCGGACGUAAACUGACUACACGACAAAGAUUGAGUCACAUUGAAGAGUCAGCAUUGCAGGAUUUAAAGUCAACAAUAUUAGCACAUAAAUCUGAAUUGCUAACGGCCUUUGUCAAACAUGACCCAUUAAACACUGGUAUGCUGGAAGCUGGGAUAUGGUGUGAUUGUAUGAAUACAGUAUUAGAGAUGGAACUACCUUGGCGAAGUUUACGGCAUAGCUUAGUCAAACACGCAGAAGGUGGACAAGUGCUUUAUAAUACUGCGUUUGAAGAGCUUUCAAUAAAAAAUACCAAAUUAGUAAGCUUUGUGUUAUUCCUCUAAUUAAUUUAGUUGCGUAAUAAUCAAAAAAACCUUUUUCUUUCUUCUAAGGCUUCUGGAGAAACUAAUACAAUGACUGAAAUGCUAUAUAGAAAUAGAGAUAAUCUGGAAUUAAUUUUUCGAAUGAUGGAUAAAGACAACUCAGGAAGCAUUUCAAUGCAAGAGUUUGCUGAAGCAUGCGAAAUCUUGAGUAGACAUACUGAUGGAAGCUUAUCAAAAGAGAGUAUUUUGGAUCUUGGAAAGUCAAUUGAUAUUAAUAAAGACGGUCAUAUUGAUUUUAAUGAAUUUCUUGAAGCAUUCAGAAUUGUUGAUAUGGAAGGUAGAAGCUUUGGAAAGUCCUCUCCAGCCAGGAGUAGAAGUGGCAGUAUGUUAUCCGGCCAAUAAGUAACAUAGAGAAGACUUAAAAUAUGAUAAAAAGAAAUAAUUUAAAACAAGGUAUAAUAAGCUACGUCUGCACACAACAGUAUUAUUGUCAUGGAUGUAAAAAAUUUUCUAGAUAAAUAACUGAAUAAAUUAUUUCGUCUUUGUUCCUUCUAAAAUAUUAAUAGGAAUAAAACAUGUUGUCUUUUGAUAUUCUUAAGUAUGCAUUGGGCC